AUGCUAUUAAGUUGUGAGGCGGCCACACAGACCACCCAGACUUCCCAGUCCGCACUGGCCGCCCAGUCCUCUCGGACCCAGACAGUGACCCUCCGGCAGGGAGGUAGAGGCCCUCGGCGACCCCGGCCCUCCUCCAUGGUGGACUACCAGAGCUACAGACACACCCAGCAGCUGGUCAGUAGGUUCCUGGAGCAGCCAGUCCACUGCAGCCUGACCCCCGAGGUCCAGGAACUGGUGGACAGCAUCCGCAGCGUGCUGCGCUCUGACCAGAAACAAAUGGAGGAGGCCGUACGCUGUCUGCAUAGAACAGAUAGAAGGUAUAUAGAACAGGUGAUCACAGUAUCAGAGAGUGCAGCUAUCCUCCAGCCCCUCUCCCUCCCCAGGCCCCGCUCCAGACCCAGUGCCCCCCUGUUGAACUGUUCCUACCAGACCCUGCCCCAGCCCCUCCGGAAGAGACCCUGGCUGCUGCACCUCGGGAGCUGUGGGGACCUCAGCACCUUCACCUGGGCGGAAAAGCAGCCGCUAGAGGACAGGCAGGGUGGUGGCUCUGGCUCCAGGUCCUGGUCUAGAGCGGGUUCUAGGGUGGGUUCUAGGUCGACAUCACGGGCAGGGUCACACCUGGAUCAUCGCGAGCGCCCCCACAGUCUCAUAGGGGUGUUCAGGGAAACUGUGCUCUGAUGGAACUCUGUUAUCGCAUCUCAAAACCUCCCUAGCGAAGAAAUAAUGGUAUGCUCCACUGGGGGAAAACAGCCCAUUUGACUCCAAGUGAAGUGCUCCUACUAGUGGUGAGGUUUGGGACUGCCACUGCUAAAGUUAGUGGAGAAAAGUCCCACAUACUGCAAGGAUUAGCCUUUGGAUGCAUGGGAGUGUGUGGUUGUGUAUGAGAGUGUCUGUAUGUGUUUUUUAUUUUUUAUUUGUGCUGUGCUAAUAUUGUUGAAGUGUUCAGUACAGAUGUUUGCAUCGUGAGAGAAUAUUUCCCAUGAACUAUUCUUUGCUAUACAACCUGUUCUAAAAUGAUUGGCACUGAACAUAUGGCUAGACAGCACCUGCCCCUUUGCCCUCCCACUCGCCAAGUCCCAUUUUGGGUGGCGGUAUACUUGUUUUUUUGAAUACCGUUUUUGACGUUGUUGUUCUGAACCCACUGUCCGCAGGUCAUCGUUAAGUUCGCCACCCCCACCCCGUCUGUUGAUUGCACAUGUUGGUCUGCCUUGUGCGGAGCUUGGGCAUGCCCGGGUUGUGCCUGUUUCCCAGUCUGCCCUGCCACUUGAUUUUACAUAAUCAUCAGUACUCGGUCUGGUUGGCUGAUACGUGCAGCAGCAACACAGGUAGUCUUGUACCUAACCACCAUAUACUAAAAUAUCCACACAUGUCACUAGCAGCCAUAUACUGGAUCAUGAGUUAGACGAUUGUGCAUAUUCUAUUAUGAAGUUAUUUAAUAAUUUAAGAGCAUUUAUUGAUCACAAUCAGUAAAAAAAUAAAUCAAGCUAGCUAACUAGCAGUUUAACGUCAAUCAUCAACAAUGAUCAGCUGAAUCCUCACCCUAUUUUCCCGUAGUCAAUCAUGUAUUUUUCUGAUGAGUGUGUUGUUGCAGAAAUAAAUAGGCUUAUGCAAAAAAAAGUUUGAAUGGAUUUCAAGAUUGAAAGUCUUUUUUUUUUCUUCAGUCUGUGCACGACCCUGCUAGACAGCAAUUUGUCACUGAACAAUAAGAGCUAGAUUCAAUCCAACCUGCAUCUUUCAAAGGAAAUGUUUCCACAUUUGCGGUAAACGCUAUAUAUGUCUGCUCAAUUGAAAAUUUAGGCCUAACUGGAAGGAGAACUGCAUGUGAGUCUAUGGAAGGAAGAGUCUCUUUCUACACUUCACUAUCUACCCAGGAAAAUUCAGUUCUACCCCUUCUUGCCUGUAAUGUUCCAAAUCAUGUGCAUUUGCAAUGUUCAAAAUGAAUUACACUGGUCAUACAAUGCAAGAGUGUUUAGUCUUGGGAUGCUAAAUUUAGCUUCAAUUCAUUCAAUCAAAUCCUUUAGACUUGAAUUCAACCCAAUGCGCAUUAUAGAGCAGUGCACUGGACAGCGACAAUGUGCCUUUUAAAGGCAAUGUCCCUAACGUUAGCAGAGAUGCCAUUCAUGGUAUAAAUGCUGCUGAUGUUCCCAUGCUUAAUUACCUUUAAAAGGCACAUUGUCGGCUGUCCAGUACAUUGCUCUAUAACACACCUUGGAUUGAAUCCUGGCCUUUAAAGACAACAAAAAGUGUGUGGUCCAGUGGUUACAGCCGCUGACCCCGGCACACACAUGUAUGCCAGUCGGCAUGGGGUCGAAUCUGGCCCACUGCCCUUUAACUCACGCUUCCCCAUCUUCCACGCUGUAGUACCUCUUCAAUAAAGAAAACAAAAGGACUGCCGCACUCUUUAAAAAUGAAAGUGACAACAGUACUGUCCUUUUGCAAGUAGUUUAUUGUUGUAAAUACUGUUACAAACAUUCCAGUUCUGGUAAGGUAAUGUAGUUCAAUAACUGUAACAUCACAGAAAAGCUAGCAAAUAAAUAAACAUUGCCAUUGCUUUACAGAAAGUGUUUUUUUUUUAGAUUAAUUACAUUCAAAACAGUGCAUUAUAAACACUAGUUAUCCCACCUUUCAGUCACCAUCUACUCAAGUGUAUGUUUGCUACGAUCUCUUUACAAAGUACAACUUUUUUUGCGGGGGAGGUCUACAGUAAUAUGCCCCUGUGUUUGUGACCUUGUGCGCUCGUCAAAUAUGUACAGUUAUGUAUUUUCACACAAAUCAACUACAUCUCUAGUUCAUAUGAAACCCCUUCUUUCCGAGUCACAUUAAGGGCCCUUGCCAUCAGUUUGAAUUCUCUUUUCACGUUACUUGUUAUCCAUUGAAGCUUGCUUAUAUGGUCAAUCCAAACACACAAAUAACCAUUAUAAGUAUAUAUACCUUUAUAUAUAUAUUUAUGUAUAUAUUAUGUAGUCCAGCUGGUUUUGGUUGAACAUGGAGUAAAGAAGUUGUCAUUACACACCACACACACUAGAAGCAGGAAUG
Messenger RNA from Oncorhynchus gorbuscha (pink salmon), 3036 nucleotides. RefSeq names its product protein FAM189A2-like. The transcript is spliced from 4 exons. Lineage: Eukaryota; Metazoa; Chordata; Actinopteri; Salmoniformes; Salmonidae. The coding region runs from base 1 to 678 and encodes 225 amino acids. The record is from RefSeq and is a predicted model, not a curated record.